AUGAGUUCUUGGAAAAUACCCGGUACUAAAAAGCACAAGGAACAAACGUCCUCAUCGCCUUCAUCAUCAUCACCCGUUCCUUCGACAUCGUCUUCACAACAAGUCGAACCCAAAUCUGGUGUGCUUCUUAUACGAGUAUGCGAUGCACGAGAUCUCUCGCUUCCACCAGGUGUCGAAGUACCUACUGCACCACCCCAACAACCGCAACCACCCUCUCGCAACCGUGAUUCUUUGACCCGCAAGCAAAACUGGUGGUUACCUUAUGUUGUUCUUGAAUUCGACAAGAACGAGAUCCUUGUGGAUGCCUUGGCAGGUGAUGCCACCAAUCCCAUUUAUCAUUAUCGAGCCAAUUUUGAUGUAUCACGUACUUCGGAUGUAUCGAUAUCCAUUUAUCUACGUCAACCACCCAAGGCUCAGGGAUCAACCGAGCGAACUACCAAUGACUAUUUCCUCGGUGCAGUCAAGCUUCAGCCUAACUUUGAUACAACCAAAGUUGAUGAUCAAGUCCUCAAGAUUACCGGUGGUACCGGUGUUAUGCAUGUCCAACUCUGCUAUAAGCCCCAACAGGCGAGCCAACCGAUUGCUUUUGAUUCAUUUGAAUUGCUUCGUGUGAUUGGCAGAGGUAGCUUUGGCAAGGUCUAUGUGGUGCGUAAAAAGGAUACCAACCGUAUCUAUGCCAUGAAGGUGUUGCGUAAAUCACGUAUCAUUUCACGAUCUGAAGUAACACACACCAUGGCUGAAAAGACCGUGCUUGCCAAAGUCAGCAAUCCUUUCAUUGUUCCUCUCAAGUUUGCCUUCCAAAGUCCCGACAAGCUGUACCUCGUCUUGGCUUUUAUCAAUGGUGGCGAGUUGUUCCAUCAUCUUCAGGUCGAAGGCAAAUUCAGUGAGGAAAGAUCCCGAUUUUAUACGGCAGAGCUGUUGAGCGCACUUGAAUGUCUUCAUGGUUUCAAUGUAAUUUAUCGUGAUUUGAAACCCGAGAAUAUCUUGAUUGACUACAAUGGCCACAUUGCCCUUUGUGAUUUUGGUCUGUGCAAGCUCAACAUGACAGAGAAUGAGCGGACAAACACCUUUUGUGGUACACCCGAAUAUUUGGCGCCAGAAUUGUUGUUGGGUCAAGGUUACACGAAAUCAGUGGAUUGGUGGACGCUUGGUGUAUUGCUAUACGAGAUGAUGACAGGCCUUCCACCCUUCUAUGAUGAGAAUACCAAUGAAAUGUAUCGCAAGAUUCUUCAAGAUGAAUUGCGUUUCCCUGACGACAUGUCCGAAGAUGCCAAGAGCUUGUUGCGUGGGUUGUUAACACGUGAUCCUAACGAGCGUUUGGGUAACAAUGGACCUGAGCAUAUCAAGAACCAUCCUUUCUUUGCCAGCAUUGAUUGGCGAAAGCUAUUGCAAAAGAAGUUGCAGCCACCUUUCAAACCCACAGUGGAGAGUGCAUAUGAUACGACGAACUUUGAUGAAGAAUUUACAUCCGAGAGACCUCUUGAAUCGGUUGUCGAUGAAUCGCAAAUUUCAAAGACGAUGCAGGAACAAUUUGCUGGAUUUACUUAUAACCCAGCCAACGAUGGUGUCAUGAGUGAAAGCUUCAAUGGCAGCGUCGGUGUCAGUGUCGGAAAUUCCCAUCCCAGUGGAUCCAAAUGGUAG
Molecule: messenger RNA, 1641 nt
Organism: Lichtheimia ornata
Lineage: Eukaryota; Fungi; Mucoromycota; Mucoromycetes; Mucorales; Lichtheimiaceae
Exons: 7
Coding region: 1-1641 (546 amino acids)
Biological process (GO): protein phosphorylation
Molecular function (GO): ATP binding; protein serine/threonine kinase activity
Source: RefSeq, a predicted model, not a curated record